GCUAAGACGUGCUAUGGGGGAAGUUGGACCAUGCUGCUAGCGUGUAGCUUUGCUCGGCUCGGCUCGUUUUGCCCCGGCGGACUCUUAACCGUGAACUUUGGGAGUUUUACCGGCGGCACGUGCUGAUGGUGCUGCCGGUGCUGCACACGCCGGUCCGGUCUGGCUCGCGUAACCACCCCUCGUGCCUCCAACUUUUGUCGCCGCUGAUUAGCCGGGAUGUUGGGGUUUGAGCGAUUCUCCUCGGUAUGUCUCCCAGCACCGCUCCGUGGAUUUAUUGUUGCCAGUAGGCCCCGUGGAAGUGUAGAAACUACAGGUGCCCACAUUGUGCUGCAGAGGAGAGAGCACCAGGAUGAGGAGACUGUAGGCACCCGCCGUAGUAUGGCCGCGUCCCGUUCCUCGCGCGUCACAAGGUCAUCAGUGGGGCUCAAUGGAUUGGAUGAGAACUUUUGUGGUCGAACCCUCAGGAACCGCAGCAUCGCCCAGCCGGAGGAGACCUCGGUGUCUCCUUUGCCGCGGGCCCGCUCGCCCAAGAAGAAGCAGGAGUCGAAGCAGGACGCCAAGCAGGAGUCGAGGCAGGACGCCAAACAAGACGUUAAGCAGGAGUCGAAGCCGGACGCCAAACAGGAAACCAAGCAGGAGUCGAGGCAGGAUGAGAAGCGGGACGCGCGCCCGCAGGACGGCCAGCAGCCGGCCGCGUUGCAGGGAAAGGUAGCCGACUCCGGCGCUUCUCCGGCCGAGGCCAACCAGUGGACCAGGAAGCGGGGCGCGUCCUGCGUGGAAAAAGACAUUAGCCCCGAGAAGUCCGAGAACUGUGAUAGAGGGAAGGGGGCGCGGGAUGCCUCUCCUCAAAUCAAAAGGGCCAAGCGGGGGUCCCGCUCUGGAGAGUCUCAGGGACAGGAGGAGGACCCCGAGCCUCCGAAACCUGAAAGUCCAGCCUCUGUCCCGGAGCCUAGCAAGGACAAGAGUUGUGAAGAAUUACCCGGCCAAAAUGCUGCUAGCACAGCUCCUGUCUCGCCUGUCCUCAGGAAGCAGGAAGGUGAGCUGACAGGGGGGGCGUCGGCGUCGGCGUCGGAGUCGGAGGAGGCGGCGGCGGGUCGCGUGGAGUGUGACGGGGCAGCCAAGCCUCCGAACGCUCACAAGGCCUCCAACGGACUCAGAGAAAACAAAGCGGAGGAAUCUAGCGUACUCACUGAAGAGCCUAGUGCAAAUCCCACCAACUUCCCAUCGCUGCUGAACGGCAGUCAGACGGGGGCCCCCUCAUCCCCUGACCCCACCGUGCCUUGUACAAACUCUGUCCCCGGGCAGAUGGAGGUCUCUGGCUCAGGGGAAUCGCCAGCCUCCUCUGCGCCGACGUUAGGGUGCGCUCCAGAGGAACCUGUCCCCGAGUUGAUCGUGGCCAAGCAGCAGCAGCAGGAGGUGGAGGAGGUGGAGGUGGACGUGGACGUGGUGGGGGGGGACACAUUGUGUCUGGCGCACGAGGAGCAGGUGACGGAGAGCCAGGGCGACGCCAACGGUCGGCCGCUAACACCAGCGCAGGAAGCUGCCGCGUCCGCCUCCUCUUCUGCCACUAACUUGAACAGUAGUCCAAUCAACAACAGCAACUCAGGAGAAACUACACCCCCCUUAACCACCUCCCCUCCCCCCCCCACAGAGACAGGUUGCAACCCCUCGGCAUCCAGCACGUCCCCCUCUUUCACGGAGCUCUACGAACACAGAUACACCCUGCGGACUUCGCCGAGGAGGUCUGCGUCCGGUGGGAAGGCCUCCUCCAAGCCCAGCUCUCCUCCCAGAGACAAUGGUCCCUUGAGGGACGAGGGGGAGGCGGUGGUUGGGCUGGAGGAGGGGGAGGAGGAGGGGGAGGAGGGGGAGGAGGCGGCCUGCCCCAUGGUGGAGGAGCCCGCUCCCUCGGACUCUGUUGGCCUGUGCAGCGAGGGGCCGGCGUCCGUGGGUCCCGGAGACAGGGCAGGUGGCGAGGACGGUGCUUCUGUGGGGGACAAAGAGGCCGAGAGCAGCAAGGAGCUGACGCGGAGCCAGGCUGCAGAGGAGGAGGAGGAAGAGGAGGAGGAGGAGGAAGAAGAGGAGGAGGAGGAGGAGGAGGAGCCCGACGUGUAUUACUUUGAGUCCGACCACCUGGCUCUUAAACACAACAAAGAUUAUCAGAGGCUGCUGCAGACCAUCGCGGUCCUAGAGGCCCAGCGCACGCAAGCCAUCCUGGACCUGGAGACGCUCACACGUCACCAGAGGGAGGCGCUGGCCGACCCCAUCAGCUUCGUCGACCAGCUGCAGAAACAGGUGAACCUGGGCCUGCCGUGUCCUCAGCGCGUCGUCCAGCUCCCUGACAUCGCCUGGGAGCAGUACACCUCAGGCCUCGGCGACUUCGAGAGGGAGUUCUGUGACAAGAAACGCAAAACAAGGCGGCUGAAGCUCAUCUUCGACAAAGAAACACCAGAGAGGCUCCUCUGUCAUUCCACUUCAGGGCUGCCUCUUCGACCAAAAAGCCCCGUCGAGCCCAAGAAGGAAGGCGAAUCCUCCGCCAUGUACUCGUCUCUACCGAUGAGUGACGCUCCAGAGAACGGCCGGCAAGCGCAGAUGAUCAGGGGGAGGAUUUGUCACCCAAACAAGCCUGACACAUUUAACCAGCUGUGGACUGUGGAGGAACAGAAAAAACUGGAGCAGCUUCUUGUAAAGUUUCCUCCUGAGGAAGUGGAGUCCAGGAGGUGGCAGAAGAUUGCUGAUGAGCUCGGCAACAGAACAGCAAAACAGGUUGCCAGUCGGGUUCAGAAGUACUUCAUCAAACUGACAAAAGCUGGUAUCCCUGUGCCCGGGAGGACACCGAACCUGUGCAUGUACACUAAGAAGGCGUCCAGCAAGAGGCAGCACCACCUCAACAAGCACCUGUACCGGCCGUCCACCUUCCUGACCUCCUACGAGCCUCCGGUCUACAUGGACGACGACGACGAGCGCUCGGCGUAUUACAACAGCGUGCAGGACCCCUCCGCCGACGAUUCGGAUGAGGAGAGCGUACCUGUGGAGCUGAGGAGUUUGCCGGAGUACAAGGAGCUUUUGGAGCUGAAGCGACUGAAGAAACAGAAGCUCCAGGAGAUCCAGGAGGACAAGGCCGGGGUGCGGCAUCUAGGCUACAAGUGUGACGUUUGCGGCAUGGAGCCGAUCCAGGGGGUCCGGUGGCACUGUCAGGACUGUCCUCAGGACAACUCGGUCGAUUUCUGCUCCAACUGCUCCGACUGCUUGUUCAAGACGGAGACCCACAAGCCGAACCACCACCUGGAGCCGGUGUACCAGUCUGAAACCUUCCUGGACAGAGACUACUGUCUGCCCCAGAGCACAGGCUACAACUACUUGGACCCUAACUACUUCCCGGCCAACAGAUGACAGGGUCCCAGGCGCCGCUAGCUCCAGGCUCUCUCUCCACAUAUCCCACAGGCCACUCUGUGCAUGGCUCCAUCCUCCAAGUCCAAGAUAACCGCUUAACCCGCCGCCAGGCAGGAAGGCCAGCAGGCAGACGGACAGACAAGACAAGACAAGACAGACAAGACAGACAGACGGGGGCCUCAGAGCAGACCACACUGCUGCUGCUGCUGGUGGUGGUGGUGGUGGUGGGGGGGGGUAACUCACCUCCCUGACUUGAACAAAAAAAAGUGUCGGCCACGUCGGGAGGCUCCCUCCCCCCCCACGCCCCCACCCCCACGCCCGCGCGCUCCUCCACCUCAGCCAGGUUAUUCAACGGAUCUGUGAUUUGAAAACGUUAUUACACUAUUUUUAAAAACAACAACAACAACAACAAAAAAAAAAAAGCAGAAGGCACACGACAUUCCUGAGCUCCAUGACUCCUCGAGGGCUGCUCCCGUUCACCUCCUCCCCCCCCCCCCCCCCCCCCUCCAGUUUAUACCUCCCCGUGCUGCUUCAAAACUGGAGAAUCGAGUCUGGUGAAGCGCCACCUAAUGGAGAUAAGUGGUCAUAGUGGACUGUGACGUCAUCGGCCGAGAUACACGUGGGUGGCUCUGUAUGUGUGUGUGUGUGUGUGUGUGCGCGUGUACGUGGUCUCCGUGUUAUGCAAGAGUGGAAACUGUUUUAGCUAGGUGUCCGUAGAUCGAGUAUUUAUGAGCGGCGGCGUCCACAGGAGGGCGCCGCGGGAAGUCGCCGGGGGCGGACUUUGUGCUUUUUCGGCGUCAGGCUGUAGGAAGUUCUGCCGAUUCACAGAAAAAAAGACCUGCACGGCGUCAAAGCGCCGCGUUUCAGCAUCGGAGCCGCCGCUGCUGCCACCGUCACACAGCGCUGCUCCUUCUCUACCCAAACACAUUUCAAACUCACACACACACACACACACAAACACACACACACCUUCAUCUCCUUCCCCCUUUCGCUCUCUCCACUAAAAACACAUCUAACUAGGAAGCACUACAGCACAGAGAGCAAAUGGUUCGAUCGGAAAAACUACACAGGACUGUGUUCUUUUCUUUUUCUUUCCUCCCCAAUGUGUGCCGUUGUUGAUCAUGUUGAGUGUACAAGUAUAUGGUGAAAAGUAGCCAGCGCUAGUUGCUGUGUGCCAUUUAAGAAAAAAGAAAAAAAAGGAGUAAAAAAAAAAAAAAAAAAGAUCUAUUUUUGUUUUGGGCAGGGGGGAGGAACCCUGGACCCCGGCCACGACCUCUUUCUCCCCUUUCGUGGCUCCAUCGACCCCACAUCGUCCUCACAUUAUUGAUCCAGUAAUCAUGCCUCUAGAUCUUUAAUUCUGCAGUCCACUUUAAAGGUCCAUUUAAAAGAUUGUAUUUUUAUUAAUCUAUUUAAAAGAAAAAAAUAAAAUAAAAUAAAAUAAAUUGAGGUAGUGGUUGGUGCCUCCACAGUGGAACAACCCACACAAUUUUAUACACAUAGAUUUUGUUGUGCUUGAGUAGACACCAUUUUGUAUGGUUUUCGUCUCCUUCCCUUCACCCCCUUUGCCCCCCCGCUUCAAUAUCUGUGUAUAACAGUCUGUUCUUAUGUAAAAAAAAUAAAAUGAAAAAUAAUGUAAAAAAAAAAUCAAAAAAAAAAAUGCUAGAGGAGAACCGUGGAAAUAAAAGUAUGUGAAAAUAGUG
This is a messenger RNA of Mugil cephalus (flathead mullet), 5090 nucleotides long. RefSeq names its product zinc finger, ZZ-type containing 3 (gene zzz3). Gene Ontology annotation, molecular function: zinc ion binding. The record is from RefSeq and is a predicted model, not a curated record. NCBI's taxonomy places the organism in Eukaryota, Metazoa, Chordata, Actinopteri, Mugiliformes, Mugilidae.